Messenger RNA from Brassica napus (rape), 1475 nucleotides. Its product is annotated as palmitoyl-acyl carrier protein thioesterase, chloroplastic. The coding region runs from base 1 to 1239 and encodes 412 amino acids. The record is from RefSeq and is a predicted model, not a curated record. The transcript is spliced from 5 exons. NCBI's taxonomy places the organism in Eukaryota, Viridiplantae, Streptophyta, Magnoliopsida, Brassicales, Brassicaceae. Gene Ontology annotation, molecular function: acyl carrier activity; fatty acyl-[ACP] hydrolase activity. Gene Ontology annotation, biological process: fatty acid biosynthetic process.
AUGGUGGCCACCUCAGCUACAUCCUCAUUCUUCCCUCUCCCAUCUUCCCCCCUCGACCCCACCGCAAAAACCAACAAAGUCACCACCUCCACCAACUUCUCCGGCCUCACCCCCACGCCGAACUCCGCCAGGAUGAAGGUUAAACCAAACGCUCAGGCCCCACCCAAGAUCAACGGCAAGAGAGUCGGCCUCCCUGGCUCGGUGGAGAUCUUGAAGCCUGAUAGCGAGACUUCGCAACCAGCACCGAGGACGUUCAUCAACCAGCUGCCUGACUGGAGCAUGCUCCUCGCCGCCAUCACGACCGUCUUCUUGGCGGCUGAGAAGCAGUGGAUGAUGCUCGACUGGAAACCGAGGCGUUCUGACGUGAUUAUGGAUCCGUUUGGGUUAGGGAGGAUCGUUCAGGAUGGGCUUGUGUUCCGUCAGAAUUUUUCUAUUCGGUCUUAUGAGAUAGGUGCUGAUCGCUCUGCGUCUAUAGAAACGGUUAUGAAUCAUUUACAGGAAACGGCACUCAACCAUGUUAAGACUGCUGGGCUGCUUGGAGAUGGGUUUGGUUCUACUCCUGAGAUGGUUAAGAAGAACUUGAUAUGGGUUGUUACUCGUAUGCAGGUUGUCGUUGAUAAAUAUCCUACUUGGGGAGAUGUUGUGGAAGUAGAUACAUGGGUGAGCCAGUCUGGAAAGAACGGUAUGCGUCGUGAUUGGCUUGUUCGGGAUGGCAAUACUGGAGAGAUUUUAACAAGAGCAUCAAGUGUGUGGGUGAUGAUGAAUAAACUGACAAGAAGAUUAUCAAAGAUUCCUGAAGAGGUUCGAGGGGAGAUAGAGCCUUACUUUGUUAACUCAGACCCAGUCCUUGCCGAGGACAGCAGAAAGUUAACAAAACUUGAUGACAAAACUGCUGUCUAUGUUCGUUCUGGUCUCACUCCGCGUUGGAGUGACUUGGAUGUUAACCAGCACGUUAACAAUGUGAAGUACAUCGGGUGGAUACUGGAGAGUGCUCCAGUGGGGAUGAUGGAGAGUCAGAAGCUGAAAAGCAUGACUCUGGAGUAUCGCAGGGAGUGUGGGAGAGACAGUGUGCUCCAGUCCCUCACCGCGGUUUCGGGCUGCGAUAUCGGUAGCCUCGGGACAGCCGGUGAAGUGGAAUGUCAGCAUCUGCUCAGACUCCAGGAUGGAGCCGAAGUGGUGAGAGGAAGAACAGAGUGGAGUUCCAAAACAUCAACAACAACUUGGGACAUCACACCGUGAAAAAAAAACUCGCAAACAUGGGUUCUUUGGUUCGUUUGUAAAACUAUACUACCACCUUGCUUGCAACACACUACUCAGAAACAGUUUGGGCCACCUUUGUAUAUUUUUUUUGGUUCUUAUUUUUUUCUUUCGAUGGAGGUCCCUUUUAUUAUAUUUAUUUUAUUUUUUCUUUUCUUUUGGGUGCCAGACAAAAAGGCAAUAACUUUCUUAUCGUAAUAUUAUUUAAAUGUAUUUUA